GUGUUGUCGGCCCCCGUGCUACAUUAAGGCCCCGUUGUUUGUCCCCCUUUGCUCUUAGGAGUUAUCGGGUCUGUCUUUCACGCUCGGCUGUGAAGCGGUUUCCAUGCAGGCGACAACGACCCAUUCCGAGGCCGGCGGAGGAUAUGCGUCGCGGAGAGGCCAUGGACCUCAGCUGUCCAUCAGCGACCCGAGUCAUCAUGUCACCGAGGCCAUCGGCCACAUGUACGACGACGACUACGAUGCCCGCCGCCUGAGCUAUAUCUCCUCCCCGCUGUCCGAUUCCAUUUCAACCGUCACCCCAACAGGUUAUGCAGAGAGUCCGCGUCAGUCGCAGGUGAAUGGAUACGGACGGCCGCCUCGCGAGAGCAGCAGCAGCAGCAACAACAACAACAGUAAUAACAAUCAUGGCACUACCAGCGGUGGCAACAGUCCCCGCCAUCCCCCCUCCGAGACCGCGACUGCGUCGUUCCCCCUCAACGAUAUCGAUUAUGAGUCCGAUCCCGCCGCUGUUGCACAGGAACUUAGCAACCUGGCCGCCAUCCGCCGGAUGUCCAUGGACGUGGCCGCUGCUGGCGAUCCGGACCUCCCCUCCUUUGGCCCCAACUUCUCCGUCCCUUCUUCCCCGUCCGCAGAUGAAAAUGAUGCCUCGCGGCUCUUUUGGGUGCCCGCGCGCUUGCAUCCCGAGCUAGCCCCGAAGGAAUUCAAGUCCUUUCUCGAGAGCAAGACCGAGCAGAUCAAACGCAGAUCGGGUGAUUUCUCCUCGCUGGGCUCCUCGCUAGGUCCCGACCGUCAGACUUCGGAAAGUGGUCUCCGGCGGAAGAAAUCGAUGCUCUCCCGGCAGAUCGAUGGCCCAAACGGCUACACGGACGGCGCCGAGCGUUUGGAGCGGAAACGCUCGCAAUCCGCCCGCAGCCAGUUAAGCCCGAACCUCCACGAUAUCGAGACUCUAGUCGACGACUCUAAGCAACUAAACCGAGAUGCCGCCUCACUGCUACAGGGUAUCAAGGCCAUGGGUGUGUCCGCUGACGAGGACAAGCCGAUCCUGCCACCUGCCCCUACCGGCAACAGUCUACGACGGUCCACCCGCACCCAGUAUCGCAAAGGCAGCACUAAGAAGGGCGAGAAGGCUCCUUAUUCGAAACGCCUAGGCCGCACGUCAGAAACCAAUGAUCCGGCCGCGGCGGUCACCAGCGCCAUUCUCUCGUCUGACGACCCUCCGAUCCUAGGCCUGACCCGUGUCUCGACCGACCCCACCCCGAGCCCCAGCAGCUACAAGAAUAAGAAUUCCUUUUCUGUUCGAUCGCCCCCUCGCACGGCCUACGCUUCCAGUACAGCACCCAGUUCAUCCUACGACCCAGGCAAGUCAGAUCCAGCCGAGACGACGACAACGACGAACCCUCAGACGACUACCGGCGCAUCACGACAAUGGCAUUCCCGCAUUAGCUCCAACGGUCGCUCGACGCUGAACAUCCCCCCGGUCGAACAAAAAAUUCCCGAAGUUAUCGAAACCCCUCCACCCUCGGAACCACCCCGGGCCGCCAGCCCCGCAAACCUGAUAUCAGACCGUGAAUCUGCCUACAACGACCCUACACCAUCCUCCCGACCGAACGAAUCGAGUGCUGCUUCGAAACGGGUCCACAACCAUUCUCGGCUGCCGGGCAAGGAGACUGUGACAACGUUACACGAUCUUGCGGGCAACCCUCAAGCGCUGCCGGGAAAUACAACCCGCACAGACAGUCUCUCAUUUAUCCCGACGGCCGUGGAAGAAAAGAGAUCCGAAAGCCGGAAACAGAAGGAUAAAAAAGAGGCAGAUGGAACUGGUCGCAAGUCGAGCUGGCACUGGCUGCUAGGUACCGAGGAAAAGGAAAAAGAAAGGGAGAAGGAAAAAGAACGGAAGAGGGAUAGGGAUGGCGAGUCACGCAAAACCAAGUCGAAAGCGAUGGACAAGGUGCACGACGGCACCCGCUUGGAUGCCCUCCAACCAUCCAUCGAUGGCAGCGGCCAGCGGGGCCGCGAAAGUCCGGUGAUGGACCGUCUCGACCCCAAGUUGGAGGAAGAGCGGCGCAAGGACAACGCACGCCGGGCGUCAGGCGAGGCGAAGAAGGAGAAGGAGUCUGGACUAUUCUCCUCUAUCUUCGGCGGUGGGCGGAAGAAGCACAAUGGUGAAAGCCACCACCGCAAAAACUCGUCGCGGAACCUGUCCCCCGAUCCGCCGGUGCGGGAGCUUCGGCCGGACAUCGAUUAUCCCUGGACUCGUUUCUCCAUCCUCGAGGAACGAGCCAUCUAUCGGAUGGCACACAUCAAGCUAGCCAACCCGCGGCGCGCGCUGCAUUCACAGGUCUUGCUUAGCAAUUUCAUGUACUCGUACCUGGCGAAGGUGCAACAGAUGCAGCCGCAGAUGAUGGCGGCCUCGUCGUCAUCGAAUAAACGGCAGCCCAAGUCGAGAGAUCAACCGGAGGAGUAUCUCCAGUAUCAACGAUACCAAGAAUCUCAAGAGCAGUACGGCGAGUCGUACGAGGACGGGCAAUAUGAAUACGACCAGGAUGAUCCUUACCGGCCGCAGUCGAGGAGCAGCAAACACAACUACGAGAAUGGGCAUUCGUACGGACCGGGCCACCAGGACCAGUACGGACAUUCAUCCUUUGGAGACGACAUCCAGCUCGACGAUGACGAUGACGACGACAUGUGGUGAAGAGGAUAUACCCUUUGAUUCAUGCCCGGGGGAAGGAGAGGUCGGGUGGAGUGCUUAUACGCAUCAUUAUAGGAGGUGCCUCGGGGGGUGCAAAGAGUGCUAUUAGUUUGUUUAUAUCGCAUAGCGCAGGGGUUUGAUUAUGAAAAAUUACUUUAAUCAUAAUCUAAUGAUAUGACUAGUACAAUAGUAACCUUAAAUCAGAAAGGUAGAGGCUAUCUGUAGGGAUAUGGAC
Penicilliopsis zonata CBS 506.65 is the source of this 2924-nucleotide messenger RNA. RefSeq lists its product as hypothetical. The coding region runs from base 104 to 2692 and encodes 862 amino acids. Gene Ontology annotation, cellular component: cell septum; cytoplasm. Lineage: Eukaryota; Fungi; Ascomycota; Eurotiomycetes; Eurotiales; Aspergillaceae. The transcript has 4 exons. The record is from RefSeq and is a predicted model, not a curated record. Gene Ontology annotation, biological process: establishment of cell polarity; positive regulation of G2/M transition of mitotic cell cycle.